Molecule: messenger RNA, 3671 nt
Organism: Capsaspora owczarzaki ATCC 30864
Lineage: Eukaryota; Filasterea; Ministeriida; Capsasporidae
Exons: 4
Coding region: 288-3671 (1127 amino acids)
Biological process (GO): regulation of transcription by RNA polymerase II; protein demethylation
Molecular function (GO): transcription coregulator activity; histone demethylase activity
Source: RefSeq, a predicted model, not a curated record
CUUGGCAAAUCUGUAGUUUCGCUUCGUUCGUUCGUUCGCUCUCACAUUUUACGUUCCACGCGCCCACACUCUUUGGCUCACAUUAUACGAUUGCACAUGUGCUAUUUCGUAUUUCUGUAUCAUCCGCACUGGAUCAUCUCAAAGUCACUCUUGUAUUCUCAUUCACGCUCAAUCCGCUUCCAAGUCAUCUCCUUCCUUCUCCUCCUCCUUCUUCUUCUUUGUCUCUUGCUUUCCCCUCCAGUCUCCUUCCCCUUUCUCUUUCGGUUUUUUGCAAACACGCUUUGGCGAUGGCGCAGUACGGCCUUCCGUCCGACCUGGCGUCUGGCUUUGGCGCUGGCAAUGGUUCUGGUCUGCUCAUGCAGCAGCAACAACUGCAACACCACCAGCCACAGCAGCAGCAGCACCAACAAGAGCUGGCAGCAGCAGCCGCUGAUCCAGCAGCGUCGUCGGCGGCGAGCGGCACGAAAAAUCGCAAGAAGAGCGGUGCCACCCAGGAAGCCCAACGGUCUGCCUCGGCAUCAGCACCAGCAGCAACAGCAUCAGCAGCAGCAACAUCAGCAACGCGACGCCGCAGCAACGGCAACGGCAACGGCAACGGCAACGGCAAUGCAGCAGCAGCAGCAGCCGCAGCAGCCGUGUCUUCCGCUGGAUCGGAUGAAGAGCUGUACUGCCUGUGCAAGAAGCCGUACGACUCGUCGCUGUUCAUGAUUGAGUGCAACGUGUGCCACGACUGGUUCCACGGCGAGUGCGUGAAUGUGACUCCCGCGCAGGCCGACUCGAUUGACAAGUACCACUGUCCAGCCUGCGCCAACACACACGGCCCGUCCAAAGCGAAACGCAAGAAGGUGAAAAAGCCAUCCAUCUUUGGCCGACCAGCAGAAGAGUCGGACUCGGAUUCCGAGGCCAACUUGGACGCGGCGCUGCAGCCCGGUCGCCGCUUUGUCGACCAACUGAAAUCGAAGGCGUUCGCGCCAAUGGAGCAGUGCGUGGUUGUGGAAGAGGCCGCGGUGGUCACCCCACUCUACUUUGCAACGAAAGGCUUUUCCAAGCCAUUGCUGUUUCGCUCGUCGGCGGGCUUGGACAUGAUGAUGCCGCCGCCAUCAUUCACAGUGCAAGAUGUGCUGGAGCACGUCGGCUCCAGCCGCAAGCUCGAUGUGAUGGAUGUGGCAACUCAAAAAUCAGAGACCAUGACCAUGGGCGCGUUUGCCGCGUACUUUCAAACACCCGCCGCACAGCGUGAUCGCAUUCUCAAUCUCAUCAGUCUAGAGUUCAGCAAAACCAAGCUGGCCAAGCGCGUUUCGGCGCCUCGAGUAGUGCGUGAGGUGGAUUGGAUUGACGUUGCGUGGCCCAGAACUCUGGCAGAGUCCAAGCCCCAAGUCCAGCUGUACUGUCUCAUGGGCGUUGCCAACAGUUACACCGACUUCCACAUUGAUUUCGGCGGCACGUCUGUGUGGUACCACGUACUCCGAGGCAAGAAGAUCUUUUUACUUUAUCCCGCCACUUCCCGAGACCUUGGAAAAGGCUGGAUUCAUGCUGUAUACACUCCCGAAGAUUCGCUAGUGUUUGGCGGCAAUUUUCUGCACUAUUACGGCAUGGAUAUGCAGAUGCGCGUUUACGACAUUGAGCGUCGCAUCAAUGUGCCCAAAAAGUUCACCUUUCCCCGAUUUGAAGCAUUGAGUUGGUAUGCGGCCAACUGUUUACUGUUGCAAUGGAACGCACAACGCUACGUUCCUUCAUGGAUAGUGCCAGGGCUGCGUGGACUGGUUGAAGGCCUAUCCAACUGGAUUAGCAAGAAAACGUGCAUGGAGAAUGUACCCGCCGACAUUUGCCCUCAGGCUGUCGUUGUCGGUCUGGCUGGAUACCUUGACGUGUGCAACGCUUUGCUGCCCCCUUCGGCGCAAGCCACGGCAAUGCCCACGAUGAUUCGCAUCGACCCCAUCCAGCACAACCAGAUUGCCUCUGCUCAGAUGCAGGCGCAAAUGCAAGCCCAGAAUUCCUUCUUGCAACAAUCGUUGCAGCAGCCACAGUUUCAGCACUUGCCGCAACAGCAAUCACAACACCAACCACAGCAGCAACCACAACAGCUCCUACAGCUCUCGCAGCAACCGCAUGGAACAUCCGAGCAGCUCCUCUUUCAACAACGAUUGCAAACACAACAACCGUCGCAGUAUCCUCAGCCUCAAUUUUUCGCCUCGCGGUCUGGUCCUUCCGCUGGGCUGUCUGUGCCACAGCAACAGCAACAGUACCCAUUCUCUCAGCAGCCGCUUCAGAUGGCGCAACACAUGCCCAUGAAGCUUGACCCGUCACUCCAAUUCAACCAGCUGCAGCAACAGCCCUUCCAAUCCAAUUCCUAUCUCACGCACCAACCGAAUCAAAUGCUCCAGAAUUACCAGACACAGCUGCAACAGCAGCCUCCAUUCUUUGGAGCACAGCAACACGUUGCUUCCAUGAACAACAGCAACAACAGCAGCAGCGGCAACAGCAGCAACAAUAGCCCUGACCCUAAUCUUGUGGCGAGCACUUUUUCUCGCGCGCACACCGCACACGACGUGGCGGCGCAGCUUGCUCAAAUGCACGAGCCACGCGCAUCGCGAGGAGAUAUCGAGGAAUCUGCUGCGGCCACGCUUGCUGCUUUAAUGGGCACUCACGCUUCGCCUGCGCUCUCACAAGCCUCUCUGGGGCCUUCUGUGUUUGGCGAAGCGGCAAAUGCCGCGCCCCAUCGCGUCCGGCUGAGCUCGAAGCGCUCCGAGGCUGACGAGAGUGCCGACAACAGCAGGCUGGCACUUGCCAGCGCUGGCGCCGGACCCACGCGACUCAAGCUCACUUCCAGACGCCAGUCAGAGAAUGGCAGUAUCGGCUCGGCCGAUCCUAUGAAUACGGGAGACGAGUCAGAUGGCGAGGACACACCGCGAAACUCGGAGUCUACCAAGCUGCACUUGAAGCGCGAAAAUGUCAAGGUGCGUUUGGUUCGCCCCCGCACACAGAGUCAGACGACCGCCGGCACUACCAACCUGGACGAAGAAGCGGAAUCCCAGGAGCCUGCUGAUGACGAACAUGCAGAGAAGGCCCACAGCGACGACGAGGGCCAGACCCAGCGCCGGUCUUCCCGCCGUUCCUCGUUGCCAGAACGCUCGUCAUCACGCCUGCGUCCGCGGACCCCUUUGACCAAGCAAGCAAAGCGUCGCGGAAAGUCUGCUGGAGACUCUGACAGCGAAGCAGGCACCGCCGAAAGCGACGAAGAUGAUGUCGACGGGGCUGCAGACGCUGGAAAGACUGACGCGGACGAUGACUUUUCGAGCGAGUCGAAUGGAAAGACUUCUGACAAAUCGCGUCGUGCAACAAGGAAUGCUACGCACCAAGACAAAAAGACCAAGAUUGCCGAUGACGCAGCAGAGUCUCCUGCUUCUCCCAAGCCAGACACCAGUGCCCCCACUACUACCGCUAGCAGUGCACCAACCACCACUACCAGCACCACCACUCCCACCACUGGCAGUGCACCACCCGCCGCUGGCAGCGUGCCAACUACCACUGGCAGCGCACCACCAGUUGCUGUCGCUCGCCAAAACAGCAGCGGCAGCCUCACUGGCAACUCUUCAGCCCAGAAAAAGCCUGCCAAGAGUCUUGAUUUGCGCUCAAAGUUGGCACAAGGCAUGCGCAUGGGCCGAAUCUGA